Peronospora matthiolae is the source of this 1713-nucleotide messenger RNA. Lineage: Eukaryota; Oomycota; Peronosporomycetes; Peronosporales; Peronosporaceae. The record is from the annotation of a GenBank genome assembly.
AUGCCCCGCUACUUGGGAGCUACCGACAUUGGCGAAGUGCCGUCGGAAAUGCUGAAGCUCACCAUGUCCGCAGCAGGUUCCGGAUCCCUUCGAACAGGUUCGAGCGGCACGACCUUAAAGGGCACGAACCCAUCGACCGAGAAUGCCGCCGCCGCCGCCGCCCAAGACAUUGCUGACAAUAGCAACAGCACUUCCAGUUGUACCGACUCGGUGGACGACGAGGCCCUCGAGUUGUGGCUCAGCAUCAGCAUCCCCUUCGUGCUCCUCUUGACCGUGUUCGUGCUCCUGGUUUUCUGCUGCAAGCGACCACCGAAGACCGACCGGGACGUCAAUGCACCUGCGGGGUCGCCCUCUUUACCCAUGUACCAAAUCGGGCGACGACGGGGGACCCCUACGUCCAGGAUGGCGACGUUGACCAUGGAAGACGAAGAAGCGCUGGCGCCGUGGCGCAUUAAUGCCGAGAGUAUUACCCCGAUCCGGCCAUUAGGAGCUGGAGCUUAUGGCACGGUAUGGCUCGCAACGUACUUGGGGGAGACGGUCGUGGUCAAGAAACUCUCACCUCCUUUGCCCACGUCCCUCCCCCGGACGAAAUCGUGGCGGAAACAGAGUCGCCACAGUCGCCAGAGCAGCAAUAACGCGUCGGGUGCAACCUCCGGGACGAAUUCAAGAACCCGGACCAAGUCACGGAGUUUACGGGGUCAAAGUGCUCUGCGUCGCUUCGUUGCGGAGAUUCGGUUCCUGGCUUGCCUCAGUCAUCCCAAAGUCGUGGCGUUCUACGGGGCAGCCUGGGCCUCCCCUUUGAAAGCGGAGAAUGGGACCUUAGAAGCUGGCAAUACGGGAAAUGCUGGCACGGGUAAUGCCUCGGACCUUCAGAUGGUGCUCGAGUAUAUGAGCGGAGGGGACUUGCGGCAGUACUUGGUGGGGACUCGACAUGACGCUCGAGCUCGGGCGUGGCGAGCUCCGAAAUUGGCCAUGGCUCUGGAUAUUGCGGAAGCCCUGACGUACUUGCACUCGCGGCAGCCGAAACCGAUUUUGCAUCGGGACCUCAAGUCGAGGAACAUCUUGCUGGACUCGGCCUACACGGCCAAAGUGGCGGACUUUGGCGUGAGUCGGUAUGGGCUGCAUCACUUGCUUGAGGGGGAGAGAGGAGGAGGAGGAGAACGAGAAGAAGAAGGGCAGGAUGACGAGGACGACUCGACGGAACAACUUGCAAUGACAAGGUCGAUAGGAACGAAUCGGUGGAUUGCACCGGAAGUGCUGUCCGGCGAUGCGCGGUACUCGACAGCAGUGGAUAUCUACUCGUUUGGAGUCAUUCUGUCGGAACUCGACAGCCAUGAACUACCGUUCUCGGAAGUGACGCUGUCGAAUGGUCAGUCCUUGCCGGAAAGUGCUGUGCUGGAGCUAUUGAGGACAGGAGCGAUUCGCCCGUCGCUGUCGGACCGAUGUCCUCGAGAAGUUGCGACGCUCGUGAUGGAGUGUUUAACGCUCGAGCCAAGUCGACGCCCGACAGCAGCCCAAGUGGCGGAGCGACUUCGGAGUUUAUUGGAGCGCGAGCGUCGCGUGAGUGACAUUGGGGACGAUGUGAGUACAAGUGACCAGAACUCCUUCCUAGGCGCUCGAGAAGACCUGGGAAGUAUGUUCAGUAGCAGCGUGGGGAGCUCGAGUUUGUCCAUGGAGCGUGGAUUCAACUACGCAGUAUUGGGGGAGCGCUAG